AUGUUUCGUCCGUAUGGCGAUCCUUCAUCCAACGAGACUCUUUCAUGGGGCGCGGAACCACGGUAUCGAGGCACUUACUCGAUCUUAUCGAGUUGCAUCAUUACCAUCGGCCUUUGCGUCUGGACUGCAGUCCACCUUAAUGUUCCGGAGCAUGGCAAGGUCGUGCCACAGUUUUGGCGAAAGGUGAAGUGGUUGGCUAUUGGGCUUUUUGCGCCUGAGAUGGUGGCAUGGACUGCCUUCCAACAAAGACAUGAAGCCCAAACUAUAUGUAAUGAGCUGAGAGAUUGCGUCGCUCAGCCACCUCUUCCCUCUAUACUACAGACUGUUUGGCGUAGACUCAGAACCUCUCUCGAGUGGGCCAUGGUGUGGAAGCAAGGCACGAACCAGGAAACGACAAAUACCGAGACGCAUCAUGCCGAAGAAGGACGUCCAAGCAAACAUCACCCGUUCACCUUGAUCCAUGGCCAUUACAUUGCCAUGGGUGGACUCGCAGUCGAUACCGCAGGCGCCCGGGAUAUCUUCGUUUCCAAUUUCGCCAACCGACGAUCCUUGACAAGCAAUGGUCUCAGCCUCCUUCUUGACCACAACCCAGCGCUAUUGCCGGUCCUAUCUGAGGAAGAAAUCCAGGACAAGAGUAAAGCAAACGGCUUCGCGAAGGUGCUCGUAUGCUUGCAAGCGGCAUGGUUUUGCACUCAAACCGUCAUACGUAUCACAUCACACUUGACGAUCAGCAUACUGGAACUCAAUACUUUCGCACAUGCCCUAUGUACGCUGUUGAUAUUUAGCCUCUGGUGGGACAAACCGUUGGACGUCACAGAGCCCACCUUGAUACGAGGUGAAGCUGCGCAUCCUUUCAUUGCACUCAUUCACGUUCUCGAUGACGACGGCUUUGAAACCAAAGGCUACUGUAAAGACUACCUGAAUUCAAGUCAUUGCCGGAGGUGUCCACACAAAGUGCAAGUGAUGUGUUACGAUAUACCAUCAAACAUUCCUUUUGCAAUCGAUAGAGAUUAUCAAAGGGAGAAGGAACGAUACGAAGUUGAGGCCCCCCUACCAGGAUUCAUCCGCGCUAUUGAGCUAGAGCCUUUUCACGGGUUUGCCGCAAGAUUUGUGCGCCGUAGGUUUCCGCACAACCGUCCCAAGUUCUACCCAUUUGUCGAUGUGCAUCAAAGCUUCAUAAAAUGUUUGGAAUUGGCGCGUAGUGGUGCCAGAAGAGAUACGCCGUUGCAUCGGGGCAAGUACUUACAGGAGCGCGUAGAGAAUAUAUCCUGGCCCUUCUUAGGAAAGGGCGAGACUGGAACCUUCUUACGGCAAUCAAUUACAGGUAUCACAAUCGCUGGUUUCUUUUACGGAGGCUUGCAUCUGACAGCUUGGAACGCACCAAUGCCACACACGGCCAACUUACUGUGGAGGGCGGGGGGUGUCCUGAUAACCCUCUCUGGACCUGCCUGCUUGCCGGUGGCCUUCUAUCACUUUUGGAAAGGUCACCACGUUCGGAGAUUUGUUGACACAUGGUCUAUGAAGCUCUUGAGAUGUUCUGUCAUCUGCCACAUUCUUUUGGUCACAAUCGGCUAUGUAGCCGCACGCAUCUUCCUCGUCGUCGAAUGCUUCAUCAACGUCCGCCACCUACCCGCCUCAACCUUCGAAGUCCCUCAAUGGUCGCAGUAUUUCCCACACAUAUCUUAG
Parastagonospora nodorum SN15 is the source of this 1686-nucleotide messenger RNA. RefSeq lists its product as hypothetical. The coding region runs from base 1 to 1686 and encodes 561 amino acids. The transcript has 3 exons. The record is from RefSeq and is a predicted model, not a curated record. NCBI's taxonomy places the organism in Eukaryota, Fungi, Ascomycota, Dothideomycetes, Pleosporales, Phaeosphaeriaceae.